Messenger RNA from Neltuma alba, 366 nucleotides. RefSeq lists its product as uncharacterized. Gene Ontology annotation, molecular function: nucleic acid binding; RNA-DNA hybrid ribonuclease activity. NCBI's taxonomy places the organism in Eukaryota, Viridiplantae, Streptophyta, Magnoliopsida, Fabales, Fabaceae. Bases 1 to 366 code for a protein of 121 amino acids. The transcript has a single exon. The record is from RefSeq and is a predicted model, not a curated record.
AUGGAAGGAUUCCAGUUCAGACUCCUUACGGGAGAUGCACUCACGUCGGAAAUAUGGGGAUGUCUUAUGGGGCUCAAGAGAGCCUGGGAUGGAGGAUUCAAGAAUAUUCUGCUCAAAAGUGAUUCCCAAGAAAUGCUAUCUUUAUGUCAAAAUGGCGCUCCUGAGCUCCACGAGAGUAGCAGCCUGAUCAGUGAAAUACAGGAGAUGAUGCAGCGUGAUUGGAAAGUCUCUCUUCUUUAUAUUGAAAGAGACAGCAACAGAAGGGCGGAUAAACUCGCGAAACGUGGACUGUCAGCUGCUUAUGGCUUGCAACUCUUCGGUCCAACAGCUAUGGAACAGAUUCUGCAUGAGGACACGGGAGACUAA